CCGCACUGUACCCCGCCAACUUCACCUCAUCACCACCCACCACAACAGGCUGUUCCAGGCAAACAAAUCCUGCCGGUACAGUACACUCCAUCCCAUCCCACCAUCAAACUUACCCUCAUGCCACAACGCCUACGGGUCCGAUCGAAACGACCAAAAGUCUUUUUCACGCACAACAAAAUGUCCGCCACCUCCUCCCCCUCCUCGCCAAAAGCCCCCUCCAACUCGACAACAAGAACUCCCUCUACACCCAGCGAAGUCUUCGAUGACAUCCUAUCCUCCGCACAACCACCACCAACAUACUCCCAGCAAACCUGGAACCCCUCAAACCCCUACUUUCCCCAUUAUCACAACCAAAACAUGUCCACCACCGCUACUACCCCUCCCGAAUCCCUCAUCCCACCUACUCCGGCCCUCUUCACAACACGUCCUAUCCUCCAAGACACGCUCAAAACCCUCUCCAGUAAAGAACAACUCUCCACCGCAGAGAUCUGCAUGAAAUACCUUUCCAACCCGUCAGAUCCAUUCCCUAUCCUAAGCCGGCGCGAGCACAUUGCCUUUCUCAAGAGCGGGGUCCUCGGUGUUCAGAAUGGGAAGUUACGCGAGGAGAUGGUAGCGCUGGACGCGUCGAGGCCUUGGAUAAUUUACUGGUGUUUGCAGGGGUUGGUGAGUUUGGGGGUUGACGUGGGGAAGUAUAGGGAGCGAGUGAUUAGCAGUCUCCAACCACUACAGAACGAAUCUGGCGGCUUUGGUGGCGGGAAUGGACAGGUAUCGCAUGUUACGGCUAGUUAUGCUGCGGUUUUGGCGCUAGCUGUUGUCGGGAGAGGUGAGGACGGGGAUGAGGAGUAUGGGGAGGCGCUGGGAAUAGUAGACAGAAGAGCGAUGUUCCGCUGGCUUCAUGAGAUUAAGGACUGGGAAUCGGGCGGUUUUAGAGUCUGUGUUGGUGGGGAGGAAGAUGUUCGCGGCGUCUACUGCGCACUUGUAAUUCUAGCCCUCCUUGGCCUCCCCACUUCUGGAAACCUGACCCAGGGGACAAAGGAAUACCUCGGCCGCUGUCAAACAUACGAAGGUGGUUUCGGCGCCACACCGAACGGGAACGAAGCGCACGGUGGGUACGCGUUCUGUACACUUGCUGGAUUGUGCAUUCUUGGUGAGCCGGCGGUGGUGCUGCGGAAGUAUUUGGACAUGGACCGCGCGAUCUCCUGGCUCAGCGCCAGGCAGUACGCUCCGGAGGGGGGGUUCAGCGGGCGGACGAACAAACUUGUUGACGGGUGCUAUUCUACCUGGGUCGGGGGGUGCUGGGCGUUGAUCGAAGCGGGUAUUAACGGCCCGCAGGAUGAAAACGAGGAAAAACUAGGGGAGAAGGAGGUUGGUGGCCUUCGUGACAAACCUAGGAAAGGUCCAGACUACUAUCACUCAAAUUACAUCCUCCUCGGCCUCGCCAGCACACAGAACUACUUCUACUAUACCUCCUCCCCCAUCCCCCUCUCUUCUCCCCCGCCCUCCCCAAACCGCGGAUCCGGAGAUCCCCCCCUCCCACUCACAGCCCCAUUCCUAUGGCGCUACUCCCCACGCAUACCCAGCAAUACCCCGAACGUGGCGGAAGCAAUCGUCAAGGAUAUGCCAGCGUGGCCAGAUGACGUUACCGAGGAGGACCUGUUACCCGGACAGGAAGUGGAGAGCGAUAGGUUGAAGGUGCACCACCCGAUUUUCAAUAUUCCGUUUGAAAGGGCGGGGGAGAUAGAAGCAUGGUGGAAGGGGAAGGUGGGAUUUUAAUGCUUUUGUCAAGGAACGGGAGGAAUUCCGCGUCUUUUGCUAGCUUUUGAUUCCGCAGCAGCUGGCGGAGUGUGUGGUUAACUUAAGUUUCGUUUUUCCUUUGCGUGAAUUUAUGUUCGCGAACAACCCUUCUCUCUUCAUUCUUUUUCCCACAGGGAGUAUGGCAAUCACCUUUACAUUAAAAAUUCUUCCA
This is a messenger RNA of Tuber melanosporum (Perigord truffle), 1966 nucleotides long. RefSeq lists its product as uncharacterized. Gene Ontology annotation, biological process: protein farnesylation. Gene Ontology annotation, molecular function: protein farnesyltransferase activity. NCBI's taxonomy places the organism in Eukaryota, Fungi, Ascomycota, Pezizomycetes, Pezizales, Tuberaceae. The transcript has 3 exons. Gene Ontology annotation, cellular component: protein farnesyltransferase complex. The record is from RefSeq and is a predicted model, not a curated record. The coding region runs from base 118 to 1773 and encodes 551 amino acids.